Messenger RNA from Bombyx mori (domestic silkworm), 2607 nucleotides. RefSeq lists its product as uncharacterized. NCBI's taxonomy places the organism in Eukaryota, Metazoa, Arthropoda, Insecta, Lepidoptera, Bombycidae. The transcript has 14 exons. The record is from RefSeq and is a predicted model, not a curated record. Bases 164 to 2272 code for a protein of 702 amino acids.
UUAUUAUUCGAAGUACCUGAUUGGAUUGGUAGCUUUUCUCGCUAUAACAAAAGUUCUUGGUCUAUAAAUUAUCAUUGUAUGUCACGACCCUUAGAUAUAAGAGGCGAAUAAUAUUCAUUCAUUGUGAGCUGAGAAGUUGUUCUCGAAUGUUCUUUAGUAAAACAUGGGUCUGCUCUGGUUAUUUUUCAUAUUUAAUUUGGCAUUGGUGCAAGCUGAGUUCGGCACACCUUACCUGAGAAAAUCUAGAUUGUGUCACCAAUGGAGUUGCAUUAAUACGAAGUUGGGUUUUCCGGAGUCUCUGCCUCCCAGAGAACAGUCUGCUGUCGUCUUGAGUAGAAUAUUACCUGAUGGAGCUUGGCGGAAUCUGACUGACCAUAUCCUGGAUGUGUGCUACGAGAAUAGGCCUCGUACAUACACCAACACGUGUCCCGGACAGGGUCUGCUGCACUGCUUGAUGUAUCAGAUGAUUGAGAAUUGUCCGGAAGAAAGUCUGCGUAAAGAUGACGUCUGUUCACCCGUGUCGUCACUUUCUGGAUUCAAUUACAUGUUCUCACAAAGUAUGUACGAAGAUUUGGAGGAGCAUUUACCUGUUGAAAUUCGUCCUGAAUGGUUUUUGAGAAAUUAUUUCAAAUCGAAGUGCUGUCAGGUGCCACCUUUAGUCAACAUGAGCACGUUGCUAGAAUGUGGCUUUUCGUCUAUACUCCAAAUCUACACGCAUGGCCCGCGGUAUGCGCAUGAGAAGCAACUGCAUAAACUACCCGUCGCUGUUGCCACAACGUCAACCCCUAAAUCGGAUUCCAUAAACGUUGUACGUCUGCCGGAAGUACAAACUCCUGAUGUGGAUAUUACAAAUCUGGAUCCCCUAGACUGCUGCGACAUGUCGGAGUUCAUCCAGCCUUCGUGGAGGACACAAUGCAACUUCCGUUUAAAUUGGGACAACAGAAAUCGGCUAAGUAUCGACAUUAGCCACGGCGCCGCCACCACGCAGACCCCCGUUCCCACAACCAAACCCAAAGCACUAAGAGAUUUUAUGGUCGUUCCUCAAAGUUGCGACAAGACGACGUGCGUCUUUAAGAAAUUGAAUAUCGUCUCCGAUAAAGGUGUAGUUGACGUUAAAAGUUUUAUAAAGCUAUUGGAUAAAUUCACGAAUUCUUACCCGGUUUGGAACAGCGCUAAGGCGAGGGUCAUCACGACUUGUCUUAGGAAAUCGCUGAUAGCCUACGACGGAGGCUGCGAGCUUAAUAAUAUCUUGGCUUGCACGUUCGAUGUCCUAUCUGAGAAUUGUCCUUUGAAUGGCAACAACCAAACCUGCAAGCACAGCUCAAGAAAGGACACCGUUUGCCAAAUUAGUUCGUCGAAAUAUCGUCCGAAGCAUAGACGGGAUCCAUGCUCCACUAUCCCGGAGCUCGUGAACACGGAUAUUUUAACAGAAUGUAAUAUUUCCGCGUUGAGUCGUAUCGAAUUUGCUCCCGAAACACCCAUUAAGAUAAAGAAAUAUGGUUUAGAUAUCUCUAAAUAUAAGUGCAAAGGUCAAUCCGUAUCAGCUACGUGUCUAAUGGACAAAAUGGAAGUCCUAAAUAAAUACACGUUCAUGGAUUAUUUCAAGAUGAAAGACAAGAUCCGUAAGUUCACAGCGACCCAACCGCUUUGGACGAUCUACAAUGACGGCUACCUUAGCGCUUUCACGAAUAUGCCGAUGUAUAAAGAGUAUUGUAGCUCACCGAAGAAGUUGUUGAACGUUGUCGAUGCUAUGCUCAUGACUUGUCCCGAAUCAAGAAGACAGAACACGCAGCAAUGCCGAAAAUUGUUUACGGAGCUCACGAACUCUAUUCCAGCUAAUAAACAGAAUUUAACCGAAGAAAUGGUGAAUCAUUUUCAUCGUAUUUUCCUGGCUAACGUUUCUUCGCCAAAGACAGGUCACCCGAAACGUCGCAUCCAUCUUAAGCAACACAAAAAUAAUCCUUUGUACUAUGCGAUAUUGAACACAAAGGAGGCACCGCGAGUCGCAUUACUCGAUAUACCAAGAACGAGCGUCAGAGAACCGUUAAUAAUAAAGCCGGUUUACUUGAGACAGAAAAAUCAGAAUACCAUUGCGACGCCGUACAUCAGUGAUAACAUUUUAAGAAGCUCACCGUUUUGGUUACACGAACAAAUCGCGGCGGCUCAUUCCAAUUCUACAACUCCGGUCAGUGUUGCUAGGAUUGUGCUGAAUUCUACCGACAAGAUACCGAAUUUGAGUCCGAAUUCCAAUGUUGAGUUGGUAACACCGUAAUAUAUAUAACCUAUAAAUUUCGAAUGGAAAUAUAUCCGUUUAGUUUGGGACGUGUAAAGACGUGAAUAAAGUUCGAGAUGGGAAAAUCUAAUAAUAUAAUAUCAAAUUAAAAUCAUGUAUAUCUACUUAAAUACUAUUAUAAGGUACUCUAAGAUCGGUUCCAAAAAGGAUUCGUAGUUUUAAAAAGAACUGAGUAAAGAAUGCGAAUUGAAAAGCCUUAUGUUUUAAAGUUAUCGUGCUAAGAAAUGUUAUGUCUACCAUCUAUGUUUUCGAUAUAAGGAAAUACAUCCUGUGGUGUAAUUCGUUUAACAAAGAAAUAAAGUUUUAAAAAUUAA